GUCACCCUCGCCAUCUUUACACCGGAUAUGACGCAACGGAAAAGCACGCGGAAAUAAACAGCCAAGCUGUCAAGGUAACAUGGACGAGUGCAGUGAAAGUGGUUUAUUUGUAAAAUAAUGUGGAACCAUAAACUUCGCAUGAAGUCGAUUUGAAGGGCUUGGGGCUAAUGUGGUGCAGCUGCAUUGAAAGUGGCACCUGUUGAUGCUAUGGCAUCACCCCCCUUCCCCCUUUUCAUUGCCCUGCUGUUCCUGACAACGCUCCCUCUGCAGUCUUUUUGCUUACUUGAAUUUGCAACUCUGUCCUGUGAACCUGGGCGCUCGUGGGUAGUGCAGCUGAACCACAGAUCUGUGCCACAUGAAAACUCCCUGGACGAGCUGGCUAAACGCGUGGCACUAGAGGCUGGUCUCGAAAGCCACGGGCAGAUCGGGCAACUCCAUGGCCAUUACCUGCUCUGCCAGGUGACAGACAAGGACGAGCAAGAUAGAGCAGCUGGCCAGACACUGGACAGUCAUCCUCAUGUGGUCUGGCACUCGCAGGAGAACAUUCUGCGCAGGUCCAAGAGGAGCUUGACCUUCAACGAUCCCAAAUAUCCGAGCCAGUGGCAUUUGCACAAUGACAUGAGGCAGGGCAUGGACAUCAACGUGACCGGCGUGUGGGAGCAUAACAUCACCGGUGCGGGCGUCACUGUGGUCGUAGUGGAUGACGGCUUGCAGCACACACUAGAGGACAUUCAGCCCAACUAUUCUCCGGAAGGCAGCUACGAUCUGAAUUCAAAUGAUCCAGAUCCGAUGCCACACCCAGACUCGCACAGCGAUAACCACCACGGUACACGAUGUGCAGGCGAGAUCGCUGCAGUGCCUAACAACAGCUUCUGCGCCGUGGGAGUCGCCUAUGGCAGCAAGGUGGCGGGUAUCAGAGUUCUGGACGGUCCGCUCACCGACAGCAUGGAGGCCGUGGCUUUUAAUAAACAUUACCAGGUCAAUGAUGUUUACAGCUGCAGCUGGGGACCGGAUGACGACGGACGGACUGUCGAUGGACCACACCCCCUAGGCCAGGCAGCACUAAAACAUGGAGUUCUAGCUGGUAGAAGAGGCUUCGGGAGUAUCUUCGUCGUCGCCAGCGGCAACGGAGGCUUGUUUAACGACAACUGCAACUACGACGGCUACGCUAACUCUAUCUACACGGUCACCAUUGGUGCGGUAGACGAGAACGGGAAGAUGCCGUUCUAUGCAGAAGAGUGUGCAUCCAUGCUGGCUGUGACUUUCAGCAGUGGAGGAAGACAACUGCGCAGCAUCGUGACAUCAGACUGGUCGCUCCAGGAGGGCACGGGUUGUACCGAAGGUCACACGGGUACAUCAGCAGCAGCUCCGUUAGCAGCAGGCAUGGUGGCACUGAUGCUGCAGGUGCGACCCUGUUUAACAUGGCGGGACGUUCAGCACAUCAUCACGUACACGGCUACACAGUAUGACACUGAUGUAGAUUGGGAGACCAACGGCGCCGGCUUCCAUCACAGUCACAAGCAUGGGUUCGGCCUGCUCAAUGCCUGGAGACUGGUCAACGCUGCUAAGGUCUGGGAGACCGUGCCACUCCUGGCGUCUUAUCAGAGCCCGGUUUUAAGAGAAGGAGAGACCAUCCCUGCCUAUCCGAACAAACUCAUCCUCAACUGGAACGUCACAGCUGUAGAUCUCAGACAAUCAGGGAUAAGUUCCUUAGAGCACGUUGCCGUUACGGUGACGCUAACGCACCCCCGGCGUGGAGAUGUCGAGAUCAUGCUCGUUUGCCCGAGCGGAAUGACCUCGCUCGUCGGAGCCAAAAGAGCCUUGGACACAGAUCCUUCAGGAUUCACAGACUGGACUUUCUCCACGGUCCGGUGCUGGGGAGAGCGAGCUUUAGGCCAGUACAGCCUCCACGUCACUGACCACGUUACAGCAGAUUCAACGUAUCCUCUGGGCACCCUGAAGCACUGGAAGCUCACUCUGUACGGCUCGGAGAUGUCCUUCGAGGAGGUGUUGAACAGACAGAGGCUUGUCGAAGAGGCUAUGAGUGGCCAGUAUUUAAACAGCAAUUUCUCCAUACCAUGUCCACCCGGCUUGGACAUUCCUCCUGAAGUGGAAAUACCUUUUACCUCCAGCUCUUUGAAGAUUUUGCUGCUCGUGGGCUGCUUUGCACUCUGCUGGCUCCUGUACUACAUCCUGGAGCUGACGCUCACCCACAUGCACUAUCAAGGGCUGGGACGGGGAGCCUCCAACGCAAAAGACGGCCAGUUUCUGGAAAUGCAGCCACUGACGGACUUAGAGGCCAAAAUGCCCCUCAUAGGAAUCUAUGAUGAAAUAUAGCACUCAGGUGGGGGGAUAUCGGUGUAACUACCCGCACCUUAAUCGACCCGAUGCUAGUCCCUGUAUCCACACUCGCCAGUUUCACGUGCUCAGUCCAGAACUGUAAGGUGAUUAGCUGUGACUUUAUUAGGGUUACGUGGACCUUCAAGCGCACCCAGUGAUGUGCUUUUCGUGUUGAUUCUGAAGCUGCACACUGUUCCGUUGGGGCACAACGACGGGGCACUUAACUAAACAACGUAUUAGUAAUUAUUGAGCAAGAAUCAAUGUGUUUACAGCAGGAGAAGAAUCCUGCUUGUGUAAUUAACAAAUUACUUGAUACAGUGAAUAUACUCUCGUGUGUGUGUGUGUGUGUGAGAGAGAGAGAGAGAGAGAGAGAGAGAGAGAACAUGAAUAAAGAGGAGGAGUGUAUGAUUUCAGAAAUGAAAAAGAGCGCUAUAUUUUUAUUAAAUUAUACUUUUUCAGGUUUUUCUUUACAUUUUGUUUACCGGGGGAAGUGGAAUCAAUGCGUCCAGCAUAACGCCCUUUUUUUUUUUUUUUCCCUUAGAUUUUUUUUUUUUUACCCAGUGUUUAAUAUUAAAAAGUAAGAACAAUGAGCAAUUAAUUUGGCAAUACAUGUAAUAUACUGAUAUUUCUAUAAGAACUGAUGCCUUUUGAGACGCGAGUCUUUUUACCGAGGUAAAGUGUUUUACCAUGUUUGACAAUCCAAAGACAAAAAUAUGAUCAACAGCUGGUCUGAAUAAAGUCAUUUUGGCUGAA
Messenger RNA from Tachysurus fulvidraco (yellow catfish), 3093 nucleotides. It is a transcript of the gene pcsk7, whose product is annotated as proprotein convertase subtilisin/kexin type 7. Gene Ontology annotation, molecular function: serine-type endopeptidase activity. The record is from RefSeq and is a predicted model, not a curated record. The transcript is spliced from 16 exons. NCBI's taxonomy places the organism in Eukaryota, Metazoa, Chordata, Actinopteri, Siluriformes, Bagridae. Gene Ontology annotation, cellular component: Golgi membrane; trans-Golgi network. The coding region runs from base 208 to 2337 and encodes 709 amino acids. Gene Ontology annotation, biological process: protein processing.